Myotis lucifugus (little brown bat) is the source of this 2338-nucleotide messenger RNA. It is a transcript of the gene ZNF274, whose product is annotated as zinc finger protein 274. Lineage: Eukaryota; Metazoa; Chordata; Mammalia; Chiroptera; Vespertilionidae. The record is from RefSeq and is a predicted model, not a curated record. Bases 67 to 1989 code for a protein of 640 amino acids. Gene Ontology annotation, molecular function: RNA polymerase II cis-regulatory region sequence-specific DNA binding; DNA-binding transcription repressor activity, RNA polymerase II-specific. The transcript has 7 exons. Gene Ontology annotation, biological process: negative regulation of transcription by RNA polymerase II.
UCCUCUUAGGACUGCGCCGGUUACCGCCAUCCGCGUCGGAGAGGAAGGCAUGGCUCCGGGCUUCCCAUGGCCUGGUUGCAUGAACCGGUGGCUUUUGAAGAUGUGAGCAUGGGUUUUGACCCGGAGGAGUGGGAACUGCUGGAUCCUGAGCAGAAGUCCCUGUACAGACAGGUGGUGCUGGAGAACUACAGGAACCUGGCCUCCGUGGAAUAUCAGCUUUCUAAGCCAGAGGUGGUGUCUCGGUUAGAGGAGGAGGAAGAGCUCUGGUCGGUGGAGAGAGGAAUUCCUCAAGACACCUUUUCAGGGCGUCCUGAGGCUCCGCGGGACCCUCCGCGGGACCCCCUUCCCGCCGCGGCGCCGCCGAUGCAGAUCGAGGUGGUGGAGGUGCUCUCCCUGAACGAGGAGGCGGCGCGCUCCCGGAACGCCCGCAUCUGGGCCCUCUACGCCGGAGACGGAGAUGGAGACGGAGACGACGGCCUGAGCCCCGAGGGCCUCGGGGAGCCCCUGCCGCUGCCCGGCAGCCACCCCGCCGACCCCGAGGCCGCCCGACAGCGCUUCCGGGGCUUCCGCUUUGAGGAGGUGGCGGGGCCCCGAGAAGCCCAGGCCCAGCUCCGCGAGCUGUGCCGCCAGUGGCUGCGGCCCGAGUUGCACUCCAAGGAGCAGAUGCUGGAGGCGCUGGUGCUGGAGCAGUUCCUGGGCGCGCUGCCCGCCCAGCUCCGGGUGUGGGUGGAGUCUCAGCACCCGCAGGACAGCCAGCAGGCGGUGGCCCUGGUGGAGGAUGUGACCCGGGCAUCCGAGGAGAAAGAUCUGCCUGCCCCGGGCCCCACCUGCCCUCCGGAGACCCCAGCUCAGCAGGAGGAGAAGGAGAAGGAGACGACCUGCCCAGCGGAGGUCCUGCCGGAGGCUCUGUCCCCUUCGAGGGCUCCUGACCCUCCUGCUGAGCAGCACACUGUGGCCUUGCAGGAGCCAGUGACCUUCCUGGACGUGGCCGUGGACUUCAACAGGGACGAGUGGGAGCUGCUGGACCCCACGCAGAGGACCGAGUACCAUGACGUGAUGCUGGAGACCUUCCGACACCUGGUCUCCGUGGGCUGGGAGACUACAGUGGAAGGGGAGCAGUUACCCCCAAAGUCAGCUGUUCCUGCGGCAGAACCAGCCCCCGACCUGAAAGUGGAAGAGCUCUCGGGGGCCGAGGCCCAACCCUCUACCUCAGCGGAGGCCCCGCAGGGGGCGGCCCUGGAAGUUGGGGACAUGGCAUUGCCGCCCGAGGGUCUGGCCCAGGAGAAAGCCCUCUCUGAGAAGCAGCACCAUGAAAGCCCCAAGUCCCCCGCAGACAGGGGUCUCGCCACAAGCCGCGCCUCCCUCCGGAAAACUCUGCCCCGGAAAAGCUUGCGCAGGCAUAGCUCACGCAUCAGAAAGGCAGCGCGUGAUUCCCAGGUGAAAACCCAGCAGAGCCGCCAAGGGGGCAGAGCCCGGGAAACCAGGAGCACCCCGCAGGUCACGUUCAUACGGAUCCACAAGGGGAGCCAGGUGUUCCGCUGCAGCGCGUGCAGCAAACUGUUCCGGAACCCCAGGUACUUCUCCGUGCACAGAAAAAUCCACACGGGAGAGAAGCCCUACGUGUGCGGGUUCUGCGGGAAGGCCUUCAUCCAGAGCUCCUCCCUCACGCAGCACCAGAGGAUUCAUACUGGAGAGAGGCCGUUCCAGUGUCGAGAGUGUGGGCGGACCUUCAAUGACCGCUCGGCCAUCUCCCAGCACCUGAGGACUCACACCGGAGCCAGGCCCUACCUGUGCAAGUUCUGCAACAAGACUUUCCGCCAGAGCUCCCACCUCAUCCGCCACCAGAGGAUCCACACUGGGGAGCGCCCCUACGUCUGCGACAGAUGCGGGAAGGCCUUCACCCAGAGCUCACACCUCAUCGGGCACCAGAAGACGCACAGUGGGGCUAAACGCAAGAAGAGACACCGAUCUAGCGCUAACGCCAGUUGAUGAGACGCUGCCUUCUCAGCCCAGUCCUGCACCAGAACCCGAGUGGUGUGGUGGGACUCGGGCCUGACCCCAAAGCACUGAGUGACGGUGUUCUCAAGACCAAAGGACCGCCAGGGGCCCGUCCUGCACACACAGGUGACGUGGGCAUCGUCGAUAAUGAAUGUGACGGCUGGAAAACAGAUCUAGUUUUUUACUCAAUGGAUUUGCAGUUAUGAUUUGGUCAUUAUAUUACUGAAAGCUAAGUGCUUACAAUGAAGUGGGUGCACUGAUAUUUGUAGUAAAGUAUUUAUGUGUAUGAACAAGGACUAAGAGAGAAGAUGGAUAAGUAAACUAUAUUUCUGUGGUAGAA